UACCUGGACCGGCCGGCGGCGCGGACGUCCCAGCCAACUGCCCCGCGGCGGCCGGCGGCCGGCAGUAAAAUGCUCACUGCGACUCGGCACUGGUGGUUAGUAGCACGAGAGACGUCGGUGUGAGGUGCAGUGUGGACGACUGGCAGACAGAGUUGAGGAGGUGGGGGAGAGUGGAUAACAGAGGAGAAUGGGGAAGCUGUAUGGAUUGGUGAACCUGGUGCUAGUGCUGUCAUGUGGUCUUUCCCUGGCGCCUGCACAGAUCAUUUUCGGCGGCGGCGGCUCGUUCAAGACUCCUCCACCGGCCACGACCCCGCCCCCUCCGGUUGUGACCUCUGACCUGGGGUCAGCGUGUCAAACGCCCGAGGGCAAACCCGGCCUCUGUGAACGGCUCAAUGGGUGCUCCCCUCUACUCCAACGGCUGAAGCUCAAGGACUACGCCCAUUUGAGGCGGUCCGUGUGUGGAAAAGAUGGCAAGCUGACGCUUGUGUGCUGCCCAGACAGAGCGCCCACUCCGCCUCCAGCACCCUCCGAGUGCGGCCUGACCCAGGUCGUGCCGCCGAGGAUUGUAGGCGGGGAGCCGGUGCGCGCACUGGGCUACUACCCCUGGAUGGUGGCUUUGGGCUACAACGGUCAGCCGCAGUUCAAGUGUGGAGGAGCGGUGAUUGGAAAGAGAUGGGUGCUUACCGCUGCGCACUGUCUUACACAUGACGGCCCAGUUUCAGCGCGAAUCGGGGAUCUGAACCUGGUCACCUCAACCGAUGACGACUUCAUCAAUCCGCCUCAGAAUAUCGACGUAGACCAAGAGUUCGGACACCCCGAGUUCAAACGGAGCUACAGGCCGCCUAAGGGGUUGAUCAACGAUGUCGCACUCAUCAAACUCAAGGAAGAUAUUCAGUAUUCAGAUAUUGUCCGGCCUAUCUGUCUGCCAACUCAUCGAAUGGCUGAUCAGAUGACUGGGAAGGCCGUUAUCGCUGGAUGGGGUCUCACCGAAUUCGCCGGCGUCGCCUCCAGCAUAAUGCAGCACGCCAGUGUCAACUUCACCGACGUGGAGACGUGUCGCACCAGCUAUGGCACGGUCAGCACCCGGGUGGACCCCAUGCAGCACACCUGCGCCAGCGGUAACGUCACCGACCGUACCCUGCCCGGCUGCUCACCCGGGGACGACCGGAUCGAAUGUCAGGGAGGCGUCGACGCCUGUGAGGGUGACAGCGGCGGCCCUCUGAUGACCUUUGAGCGCCUGGAGGGCGUAUCUCGGGUCACUGCUGUUGGAGUGGUGUCCUUUGCCGUCGGAUGUGGAAACCCGAAAUUUCCGGGAAUCUACACAAGAGUCGACAACUAUCUGGAUUGGAUGAAAGAUGUUAUGGAAGUUAACGGACAGUGACUUUAACCUUGUGGUGUUGCGUUGUACUAUUGUGUUUCUUUUUGUGUCUGUAUAAUCAAACAUGUACUUUGAGUAGUACAUAAGUAGUCGCUUCUGGUUGCCAAUUGCGAUUCGAUACAUUUUUGUGUAGUUAGGUUAAGGUAGCCUAACUUCACAAAUCGGAGCUCGAAUCGAAGGGCUACCGCAUGUGGAUGAGCGUGACAGCUAUGCCAAUAAAAGAUGCAUAUUCGCGUUGAUCAAAAUAGUUAUUGAGAGUUUAUGUAUAAAGUUUUGUUGGUGAGACUUGACUGGGACAGAUUCAAUCUGCUUUUCUUCAACAAAUGACAAUAAAGGGAUAAAUGAAACAUUUUCUGAUUCGUCGAAACCCUUUCGCGGCCUUUUUACAAUAUUUUCCCUGUAUCACACUGCCCAAGUUAAACAAAAUGAAAAGUGAUCUAUACCAGCAUGUGCAGGAUACGUAAAAAAAACUAUCAGUGUUUGUGCAUAGUCGAGUAGUUUCUAACCGUCUAACGUUUUUUUUU
This is a messenger RNA of Amphibalanus amphitrite, 1902 nucleotides long. Its product is annotated as venom protease-like. Lineage: Eukaryota; Metazoa; Arthropoda; Thecostraca; Balanomorpha; Balanidae. The transcript has 7 exons. The coding region runs from base 188 to 1381 and encodes 397 amino acids. The record is from RefSeq and is a predicted model, not a curated record. Gene Ontology annotation, molecular function: serine-type endopeptidase activity. Gene Ontology annotation, biological process: proteolysis.